Molecule: messenger RNA, 3270 nt
Organism: Tyto alba (common barn owl)
Lineage: Eukaryota; Metazoa; Chordata; Aves; Strigiformes; Tytonidae
Product: cytochrome P450 2D17
Exons: 9
Coding region: 206-1729 (507 amino acids)
Biological process (GO): arachidonate metabolic process; xenobiotic metabolic process
Cellular component (GO): cytoplasm; intracellular membrane-bounded organelle
Molecular function (GO): iron ion binding; heme binding; oxidoreductase activity, acting on paired donors, with incorporation or reduction of molecular oxygen, reduced flavin or flavoprotein as one donor, and incorporation of one atom of oxygen
Source: RefSeq, a predicted model, not a curated record
AGAGAGAGGCAGGGAGACAGAAAAAGAGUGUGGGGAAGGUGAGAAAGCAAGAAGAGGGCAACUGCUUGGGGAAGAAAGAGAGAAGAGGAAAGAAGAAGAAGAGAAGAAGAAGAAGAAGAGGAAAAGAAGAGGAGAAAAGAACCAAAAGGAGGCAGAAACAGUCUUAAGUCAAAAGAGGAAGGCCAAGGAGCAGACAGGCUACGAAAUGGCAUUGCUCCUGUGGCUGGGGUCCCAGCUGUCAUCCUGCUGGAGCAACAUCUCUAUACUAGGAGUUUUUCUUACAGUCUUUGCUUUAGUUUUUGACUUCAUGAAGCGCAGGAAGAAGUGGAGCCAUUACCCGCCGGGCCCGGUGUCGCUGCCGUUCAUUGGGACCAUGCUGUAUGUUGACUACCGCAACCCCCACCUCUCCUUCAACCAGCUUCGCAAGAAGUUUGGAAACGUCUUCAACCUCCAGAACUGCUGGACCAACCUGGUAGUACUGAACGGGUAUAAAACAGUGAAGGAAGCCCUAGUCCACAAAGCAGAGGACUUUGCUGACCGGCCGUAUCUUCCAAUAUAUGAACAUGUGGGCUACGGGAGUAAAUCUGAAGGGAUUGUUAUAGCAAGAUAUGGACACGCCUGGAAGGAGCUAAGAAAAUUCACACUCUCUACCUUGAGGAACUUUGGGAUGGGAAAGAAGUCCUUGGAGGAGCGAGUGAUGGAGGAAGCGAGAUUUCUGUGCUCUGCAGUGAAUUCUGAAGAAGGUCGUCCUUUCGAUUUACGUUUUCUUGUAAAUAAUGCAGUCUGCAACGUGAUCUGCACCACUAUCUAUGGGGAGCGUUUUGACUAUGGUGAUGAAACAUUCAAAAAGCUGUUACAUUUGUUUGAAAACUCCCUGAAAGAAGAAGCUGGAUUCCUGACUCAGCUUCUUAACGUGGUGCCCAUUUUGUUGCGCAUCCCUGGAGUGCCACAGAAAGUCUUUCGAGGGCAAAAGGAGUUCAUGGACUUUGUAGACGUGCUGAUAGAUAAGCACAUGGAGACCUGGAACCCUGCUUACAUCCGAGAUUUCACUGAUGCAUUUUUAAAGGAAAUGGAGAAGGGUAAGGUGGCUGAAGAGAACGGUUUCAACUAUAACAACCUUCGUCUAGUGACCGCUGACCUGUUUGCAGCUGGUUCUGAGACCACCUCCACCACCCUCCGGUGGGCACUUCUGUACAUGCUUCUCCACCCGGAAAUACAGAGUAAGGUCCAAGCAGAGAUUGAUAAGGUGAUUGGCAGAGAGAGAUCACCCACCAUGAAGGAUCAAGUGAGCAUGCCCUACACCAAUGCUGUGAUCCAUGAAGUGCAACGCUACGGGGACAUUGCUCCUAUUGGACUACCUCACAUGACGUACCGGGACACCGAGUUGCAAGGCUUCUUCAUUCCCAAGGGGACGACAGUCAUUACCAACUUGUCUUCCGUGCUGAAGGAUGAGGCAGUCUGGGAGAAGCCGAAUGAGUUUUACCCCAAACACUUCCUGGAUGAGAACGGGCAGUUUGUGAAACCAGAGGCCUUCUUGCCUUUCUCAGCAGGUCGCCGUGUCUGCCUGGGGGAACAGCUGGCCAGGUUGGAGCUCUUUAUUUUCUUUACCACGCUCCUGCAAAAAUUCACUUUUGUGCUCCCCGAAGACCAGCCCAGGCCACGGGAGGAUGGUCACUUUGCCCUCACAAGCUCCCCACAGCCAUACCUGUUGCGAGCUGUCCCAAGAUAAGUGCACAUCACUCUCCUUUCACUCACAGGCACCAACGCAAACUCUGUCAGAAAUGUUGCAGGUCUAGGCAGGAUCAUGUCGGGUUCCACUCAAGACCUCUUAAGUCUGUGCAGCUGUCCCCAGCUGUGAAAGUAAGGAUAUGGCCCAAUAUAUAGUUUAGCUUAAUUCCAGUCUUUGAUCUUGAAUCAGACAGCCAUAGCAAGUUAUGAAUGGCGAUCAAGUUUGCAAGUACCUAUAAGCCCAAUCAGCCAGCUUUGCUGUACUCUGCAUUCUCAUCAGUUGCAGAAGCAGUUCACUGAGCACACAGCUACUAAAAUAAAUAUUACUCCUGAAUUAUUUUACUGGAAUACAAGGGUAUCCUGGGUCAAAGGCAACCCUGGGGUCUUGGCACUUCUAGGAGCAAAAAAACUUGGAAAAAUCUUUAAGGUACUCUGCCUCCCCCACGGUCUACCCUGAAGCAGCCUGUGCCUCUGCCAGGCGCCCAGGGGAGUCCAGCUCUGGCUCGGAUCCUGAAAAAACAAUCCAGGGCCGCUCAGCUGAUUUGGCAUGUGCUGCUGGUGGGCAGGGCAAGAGAUUCAGCUCCAACAGCAAGGUGACAUCUAACUGCAGUUUCGGAGCGGUGCUCCUGAGAAAUCUUACCAUCUGAUACAUAUGUAUCCCCCUUGUUCCUUCCUGCUUAUUGCAUACUCCCCACUACUGCACACAUAUUGCACUGCCUUCAUUUAUAGCCCCAAAGAAAGCAAGUUUUAAUCCUGACAACCCCUCUGUCACGCUCCAGUAGGAGUAAAUACCAAGAAGGAGUACAUAAAUAAUCCAUAUGGCAUUUCAGCCACAGAAGAAGGUAAUUUGUGAAAUAAAUUCCUGUAUUUCAGAUAAAUCCUGAUGUUUAGUUUUACAAUAAUUAUGUCCUGAAAACUGCUUUUUCUCGGCACUACAUAAAUUCAGCUGUUGAGUGGGUUUGGAACUCACAAAGGGAUGGAGUUACACCGUUUGAAACAGUACAGUUGUAGGUUUCAGAGAUACCUUUCUCUUUCUUCCUGCAAUAUUCUUGACAAAUUGUUUUUCAAGAUGUUAAGAUAUGCUGAUGGUUAGAUUAGUAACUACCUUUUAACCACAUAACUGAAAAGACUACAGCAUAAAGGAGCUUCUAUGCAUAACCACAGCUAAAAACCCCAUAAUCUCUGAAACUGAGUGCAUGUGUGUACACACAUUCAUAUAGGGAGAAACAAGCCCACAUAUAUUAAAAAAAAAGUUUUACUGGGGACAAAGUCAGUGGAGCAAAGAAUACAGUGCUGAGCGCAGUGGCACAACCUGCCCCAGCAGGGGCUUCUUUUUAUAGUUCCAGUUCUCCUUUUUGUACCUGCACAGUUCCUUCUUCUUGGUUUCUUUAAGGCUGUCUCUCCCUGCACUUUUCCACUGCUUCACUACUUCUUACCACAAAACAGACAGCUGCUGAGCAGGGGAGGCAACCACAAUGUUAUAUGUAACCUUCGGUUUAAACAUGAAAUCAAAUAAAGAACAAUGCAACAAAACCAAGCCAA